AUGACUAACUAUGAAUUAGUGAUUCAUUUAUAUUUUCUUAAUAUAAUUUAUCAUGUUACUGGAGCUGCUACUGAUGUAAAGAAUCCUCUGAGUAGCGUGACAUGUGCAUCUCGUAUCUCAUCCUGUGAAGCAAACGCGGGAAGUUCUCAACAGCCGGUUUGCGGCACCGACGGCCGAAACUACCCUUCCAGAUGUCAUCUUUUAAAGGCCCAAUGCUCCGGUGAACCUGUGUCUGUUGCCCACAGAGGACCUUGUGUUGGACAGUCAUCAUGCCUGAACGUACAACGGUACGCUCUGAGCGCGCAGGGCGGGCAUAGGCCUGCGUUCGUACCGCGAUGCCGUGCCGACGGUAGCUACGCCUCGGUACAGUGUGCAGCGGCUGGAGCUGCUGCUGGCUGCUGGUGCGUAACUCCUGACGGGAAACCUCUUCCUGAUACUGCCGUAAGAAACGGCAGACCCGACUGCACCCGGACCGGUAAAUCACACACUAGACGCCGUUCCUCGGUUCGGGGUCAACGGAACAAAAGAAGUUGCACACGAAUAGACCGCGUUCAGUUCAACGGGAAUCUUAUUAAGAUAUUCAGCGGGGAAUAUGAGAGAGUACGAUCAGAGACUGGUGGUGCUUCUAUGGACCCAAGAGCCGUGGCCGACUGGAAAUUUCGAGAACUCGACCGAGACAGAAGUGGAACUCUACAAAAAUCAGAGUACAGGGGAUUGCGACGGCUAAUAAAGAAGGUGGUAAAACCGAAGCGAUGCGCUCGUGCUUGGGCUCGUGGCUGUGAUGGCGAUGGCGAUGGCGAAAUCGCUCGAGCCGAGUGGGCUGCGUGCCUGCUGGCCAACCCAGACCCGCCAGCACCGGACUACGACGACAGCGGGCCGGAACCGGAGGCCGAUUACAACGAAGAGGAGCCUCCACCGGACCCUAGUGCAGUGUUGCCAGGUAUAAUGAAGAACUCUUUCGCGCCCGAAGGUUCCUACUCAGAGUCACGGCGUGAAGACGAAGCAAACGACUGUCUGACAGACCGACAGGCUGUCUUGGAAGAACAGAAAAACGGCAGUGCUGUGCUGUACGUGCCCGAGUGCACGGGCGACGGGCGGUACGCGCGCGCUCAAUGCUACCGCUCCACGGGCUACUGCUGGUGCGUGCACCAGGACACCGGCAAACCGAUCCCGGGCUCCUCCGUGAAGGACCGCAAGCCGGACUGCGACGCUGCACCGCACCACGCCAGCCCCAUGCGAGGUUGCCCGGAACCAAUGAAGUCUCAUUUUUUACGUGAUUUAAUGAAUUUCUUCAUUUCUAAAAUGACCAGUACAAACAACGGCACCGGACCUGGGGACAUGGUGAAAUGGGGUGCAUCAAAAGAAGAGCAAGCGGCCACCUGGACCUUCGUUAUGUUAGACAAGGACAAAAACAAAGCGUUGGAGAGAAGGGAAUGGAAGGCGUUCCACCAACUGAUAUCAAAUGUGGAACAACUGAGACGAUGCGGUAGAAAGCUACCGAGGUACUGUGACGUCAACCACGACUCCAAAAUCAGUAUUACAGAAUGGAUGGCGUGCUUAGAAGUACUGCAAGCUUCACAAGGGCAAACAACGGAAACAACUAAGGUGCCCCCAAAUCCAAGAAGAAAAGGUCCCAACCCACUCGAGUCGAUCCUAAAAGCUGAGGACUAG
Parnassius mnemosyne (clouded apollo) is the source of this 1671-nucleotide messenger RNA. The record is from the annotation of a GenBank genome assembly. NCBI's taxonomy places the organism in Eukaryota, Metazoa, Arthropoda, Insecta, Lepidoptera, Papilionidae.